UCAAUUUACAUAUUUUAAAGAGAUAUUAACAUAGUUUCGAUAUGUAUAUUUCACAGAUUUGUUACAUAGUUUUCGUGAGCUCGUAAUUAAUUUCAUCUAAUUAAUUAACACUAUUCGCCUUUACUUCCCCCAAGAAGAAACAUGUGAACAUACCACAAUACUUAUAUUGAAUAUAACCUCUCAUAAUUAGUACUAUAAUUAGUACUAUAUUACAUCAAUAAUUUUUUAUAAUAUAUUUGAAUCUUUUAGAUAUACCUAUGUGAAAAAUAUGACACCAUUUGAAAAACUUAUCAUAAGACAUUAUACAUCCAAUACUUUCAUGUUUAAGGAUCAACAAGAAGAGCAUUAUAUAAGUGCUGCAAAAAAAAAGUUAGUCCAGAUAAAAAGAAAAUACAAAUAUCUGAGAGACAUCUUUGUGAAAACUGAUAAAUCGGUGGUAGCAAAAACUGAUUUAACAUAUUUGCAAAAAUGCAUAUAUCAGAGAUUGUUUUUCUUAAAACCAUUUGUAAAUGUAAAGGAAAAGACCAAUUUGAUUUUAGCUCAUGUUGCAAAAUAUGAAGUUGAAAGUUGAAUCAAAACAAAACAAAGCGUAAGUAAUGCUUCUAAUUAGCAAUUGAAAGAUUAUCUUAAUAGUAAGAAGAAACAGAUUUCAAGUGAAUUAUUCAUUAACAUUUUGUGUGAAAGACUUCAAAAUUAUAAAGAUAGACGUACUCAGAGGAAGGCCUUCUUUGUUAUAUUAAAAGGAAUUAAAGUGCUCAGACAUAAUUUACAAUACAAAAAACAGUAAAGUUAAACUAAUGUAAAUUGUUUGAUAUAAUAUGUUUACUUAUAAUGAAUAAUUUACUGUAUUUAUAAUACAUCUUUAUUCUUUGUACUACAUACUGUGAAAUAUAUUA
Molecule: messenger RNA, 896 nt
Organism: Phymastichus coffea
Lineage: Eukaryota; Metazoa; Arthropoda; Insecta; Hymenoptera; Eulophidae
Exons: 3
Coding region: 269-571 (100 amino acids)
Source: RefSeq, a predicted model, not a curated record